Brassica napus (rape) is the source of this 1384-nucleotide messenger RNA. Its product is annotated as WAT1-related protein At5g40230-like. Gene Ontology annotation, molecular function: transmembrane transporter activity. The record is from RefSeq and is a predicted model, not a curated record. NCBI's taxonomy places the organism in Eukaryota, Viridiplantae, Streptophyta, Magnoliopsida, Brassicales, Brassicaceae. Gene Ontology annotation, cellular component: plasma membrane. Bases 146 to 1210 code for a protein of 354 amino acids. The transcript has 7 exons.
CUUUUAUCAUAAAUAUGUUAGUUGUAUGGUCAAGUUGAGAAUAAUUAAUUUAGCAUUUAGCAAACGUGUUGGGUUUAAUUACUAUGGUUGCUGAUGAAGUCGCUUUGACUUCUGAGAUUUUUAGAAAGUCUGAACAUCAGAUCUUAUGGCAAGAGGAGUAGAAGAAGAGGUGGCAUGGAGAUAUUUUUGCAGAGAUGUUGUGCCAUUCACUGCAAUGGUGGCUGUGGAGUGUGUCACGGUUGGAGCCAACACACUGUUCAAGGCUGCGACCAUGAGAGGAUUGAGCUUCUAUGUCUUUGUCUUUUACAAUUAUGUCAUUGCUACACUUGUCCUUCUUCCACUUUCCCUCCUCUUUAGAAGGUCAAGAAGAUUACCUUCAGCCAAAUCUUCUGUCUUCUUCAAGAUUUUCUUACUUGCACUUGUCGGGUUCAUGUCGGUGGUAGCUGGCUGCAAAGGACUAGAAUAUAGUUCCCCGACGCUUGCCUCUGCUAUCAGUAACCUCACGCCAGCUUUUACCUUCACUCUUGCUAUCAUCUUCAGGAUGGAACAAGUCGUGUUAAGAAGCUCUGCGACUCAGGCUAAAAUCAUUGGCACGAUAGUAUCUAUGUCUGGUGCUUUGGUUGUUGUUCUUUAUAAAGGCCCCAAAAUUCUAGCUUCAUCAACAACCGUCUCGCAUGACCAGCAUUUGACUAUAUCUGAGUCAAGUUGGAUCAUUGGAGGUCUAUUAAUCGCUGCACAAUAUUUGCUUGUUUCAAUCUGGUUGAUUCUUCAGACUCGGAUCAUGGAGGUAUACCCUGAAGAAAUAAAUGUAGUCUUCUUAUACAAUUUAUGCGCAACAUUAAUCUCAGCACCUGUGUGUCUAUUUGCUACAAAAGACUUGAGUUCUUUUCUGCUUAAACCGGGUCUCCCCCUCGCUUCAGUCAUGUUCUCGGGAGGCUUAGUUUCAUCUUCAGUUAUACACACUUGGGGUCUUCAUCUGAAAGGUCCAGUCUAUAUAUCCUUGUUCAAGCCUUUGUCUAUUGUCAUUGCAGUCGCUAUGGGUUCUAUCUUUCUCGGUGAUGCACUUUACUUAGGGAGUGUCGUUGGAUCAGUGAUUUUGAGCUUAGGCUUCUACACUGUGAUUUGGGGUAAAUCAAGAGAGGAUUCAACCAGAACUGUUGCUGGUUCUGAGCAGUCACCUUUGUUGCUUACCCACACCAUUAUGAUAUGACUGACGCAAGUGGCUGAACUCUCUUCAAAUUUUUCUUACUUGGGCUUAUUGUGUAAUAUCAUCCUUGGUGCUCCAAGAUUUAUGGGAACUUCUAACCUAUGUUUUCUUGUUUAUAAACUUGAGGGCAACAUGUUCAUGUCGCUGAUAUGGAAAUUUUGGGUCGAUUUGGUUUAA